AUGGGCUGUGCAGUGGUCCUGCUCCUGUCCUGCCUCUUCUGUCCCCUCAGUGCAUUGGUGCUGGACUCAAAUAACAUCAGGAGCUCCACCGAGGUUGGUCAGGAUCCGACAAAACAGGUGUCUCAGUGUUUGGCAGAUCCUGAUUGUGGCCCUGGGAGUUUCUGCCUCACUUCCCGCCAUGACCAACCCAUCUGCACUGCUUGCAGGGGGCUGAGGAGACGCUGCCAACGUGAUGAAAUGUGCUGCUCAGGGAGCCACUGUUUAAAUGAUGUAUGCACACGAACGGAAGGGCAGACUGCAGAAAAGCCAUCUGAGGCUUCACAAUCUCAGAAAACAAAGGGUGGCAAAAAGGCAAAGAAAUCCAAGACUCAAAAAAUAAAGGAGACUCGACGGAAGAAUCAAAAAGAAAAGCUCGACAAACCACAAAUGAGGAAAGGGCUUGAAAUCAGACAUAUUAUUAAUGUAACCAUCACUGCACUGGGGAGUCAUUACCCUCUACAAGGUUUAGAAGGAGAGACAUGCUUACGAACAUCAGACUGUUCUGCUGGCCUAUGCUGCGCUCGCCACUUCUGGUCGAAGAUUUGUCGGCCUGUACUGAAAGAGGGGCAAGUCUGCUCAAAACGUGGUCGCAAGGAAGGCCCACAAGGACCAGAGAUCUUCCAACGAUGCGACUGUGGCCCAGGUUUAGCUUGUCGCAAUCAAAACCAAGGCACAUCUCAACCUAACUCCCGACUACGAGUCUGUCAACGUGUCUAG
This is a messenger RNA of Chiloscyllium plagiosum (whitespotted bambooshark), 756 nucleotides long. The record is from RefSeq and is a predicted model, not a curated record. NCBI's taxonomy places the organism in Eukaryota, Metazoa, Chordata, Chondrichthyes, Orectolobiformes, Hemiscylliidae.